This is a messenger RNA of Oldenlandia corymbosa var. corymbosa, 2198 nucleotides long. NCBI's taxonomy places the organism in Eukaryota, Viridiplantae, Streptophyta, Magnoliopsida, Gentianales, Rubiaceae. The record is from the annotation of a GenBank genome assembly.
CUGUAAUUAAAAAUGGUGGUCUAAGCUUCACCCACCCCGCACAUGAUAAAGAAAAAUAUUGUUGCCGUUUACCAGGUUGGUGGUGAUCAAAAUGUCAACUUAAAGGAAUGCUUAAUUUGAGGCAUUUCUCGUGGACAAAGAUUGAGUGUAAAAUCUUGCAACCCAAGAACACUAGCAGCAAAACUACUGUACAGACAUUAUACAGAAAGCCAUUGACUAUGCCUAGUUACCUAUAUUUGUUUACAUAGAAAGAAAAACUUCCAUUCCGAUUACCAAUUCCCAGAGUUUGAAAAUGCAAUGUUUUUCAACUGUUGUGUGUUCACAACCAUCCCGAAUUGCCUCCAUUUUUCACCUGUUCGCUUAUCCCCAUUAAUCAUCCCGUACAGACUUUUAUCUUUUAGUUUUGCAAUAGAAAAGAAUAACCCACAAAAGUAGUAGAUUAUAUGAAUCUCAAAAGUAGGAGGAUGAUGCUGACAACAUUUCAGAGAAAUGGCGUACCUGGGCUCCUGUUUCUUGUGAUAUUCUUCUCUUUUCAUCUGUUAAAAAUCAGCUCAGCAGCUGGAAAUGAAGCAGAAGCCCUUGUGAAAUGGAAAACCAGCUUACCUUCCAACUCUGUUCUUGAUUCAUGGUCUCUAAACAAUUCCAGAAAUCUUUGUAACUGGACAGGCAUUAAAUGCAGCAGGGCGGGAACAGUUUCUGGGAUCAAUCUCUCUGGGGCUGAUCUCAACGGAACCCUUGAUCAGCUUGAUUUCAGCUCAUUUCCAAAUCUCACGGUUUUGGACAUCAACACAAACAAUUUUGAAGGGGUCAUUCCAUCUGCCAUUGGUAAUCUCUCCAAACUUGCUUAUUUGGAUUUGACUACCAACUUGUUUGAGGAUAUCGUACCUGUGGAGAUUGGCUUGCUAACAGAGUUAAGGUACUUGAGCUUGUUCAACAAUAGUUUCAAUGGUCCUAUUCCUUAUCAAAUUGAAAACCUUCAGAAAUUAAGACACUUGGAAUUGGGAGGGAACUAUUUUGAUGGGGUCAUUCCGGGGGAGAUUGGCUUGCUGACAAAACUAAGGUACUUGAGCUUGGUAUACAAUAGUUUCAGUGGUCCUAUUCCUUAUCAAAUUGGCAACCUUCAAAACUUAAGGUUCUUGAACUUGGCAGAGAACUAUUUAGAGACUCCAGAUUGGUCAAAGUUUCCAAGCAUGCCUCUUUUAUCAUUCCUCUUCAUCUCUGGCAAUGAACUAACUUUGGGAUUUCCAGAUUUCAUAACAGGUUGUCAGAAACUCAGCUUUCUCGACUUGUCUUUUAAUUAUUUGACUGGCCCAAUUCCUCCAUCUUUAUUCACUAAUUUGGUUAAUCUGGAGUAUCUUGGUCUCAGUGACAAUCAGUUUCAAAGGCUGCCAUCACCAAGUUUUGCCAAUGUGUCAAAGCUGAACAAUCUUCAGUUACAUAACAAUAACUUUUCUGGCCCAGUUCCAGAAUUUUUGGGUAAUAUUUCAAGUCUUGCCUAUGUUAAAUCGUACAAUAACUUUUUCGAAGGUAAAAUACCAUCAUCCUUAGGAAAGCUCAGAAAUCUCGAGUAUCUUGAUCUCAGGAAAAAUUACCUGAAUUCAACUAUUCCUUCUGAGCUUGGCCUUCUUAGUAAUCUCACAUUUCUUUACCUGAAGAAAAACCAGUUAUCAGGACCCAUUCCACCAGAAAUUGGCAACCUGCGGAGUUUAUUACUUUUAGACCUUUCUGAAAACCAGCUUUCUGGUCCAAUACCUAAAACAUUUGGGAACCUCACAAGUCUUUUCAACUGCCUACUUAUAUCCAACAAUUUAAGUGGCACAUUACCUCAAGAAAUUGGAAAUUUGACCACACUGUCUUCUUUUGAAGUCGGCAAUAAUAAGUUGAGUGGGAAAUUACCUGCGGAAAUUGGAAAGAUGAGGGCACUCGCUUAUUUUUCUGUCAAAAGUAAUAAGCUGAGCGGAAACUUACCACCAGAAAUUGGAAAAAUGAGGGCACUCACUUAUUUUUCUGUCAAAAAUAAUACGUUGAGUGGAAAUUUACCACCAGAAAUCGGAAAUAUGACAGCCCUUAAAUCUUUGGAUGUCCGAAGUAACAAUUUGAGUGGAGAGUUGCCUCGCACACUCUUCAAUCUUGAUCGCCUGGUGAAUUUGUCCCUCUCUGAUAAUCAGUUUUCUGGUCUCAUCUCGCUGGACUUGUGA